This is a messenger RNA of Moesziomyces antarcticus, 951 nucleotides long. RefSeq lists its product as uncharacterized. The transcript is spliced from 4 exons. NCBI's taxonomy places the organism in Eukaryota, Fungi, Basidiomycota, Ustilaginomycetes, Ustilaginales, Ustilaginaceae. The coding region runs from base 1 to 951 and encodes 316 amino acids. The record is from RefSeq and is a predicted model, not a curated record.
AUGGGCCGCACACAUGUUCCGCACUUGUAUCCGCACUUCGGCGAGCGUGCAUUUAAUCGCCUCUCUGCCCAGCGGGCUUCGCCCCCUUUCUCCAUCAGCUUGCGCUACACUUUCUACCACGCACACCAUUCUCCAGCAUCCCUAUACCUCGUAUCUGCCCACAACCAGUACGAUAUCGUAAGUCCCACCCCACUCCACCCGCGCUCAAGGGCGCCUUACUUGCCGACCGAGGCGGCUGUAAGCAUGGCGGUCUUCAAGGGCGGACCUGCCCUGCCCAAGCGCACCGAGAGGGCGGAUGAGGUCGACGACGCCGUGAGUGGCAAGCGUCAGCGACGCACGACCGAGCUCCUGUCCAACCCCAUCAACGAGGACCAGGAUAUGCCUGACGACGACAACUCUACGACGCAGCGCAACAACAGCCGCAAGGACGCCAACAAGAUGCCGAUGGUGAUCGAAGGAGGCGAUACCGCCAAGCCCGUCUCGGAGCUGCGCUCCACCAUGGACGCUGAGAUCGACGACGCUCGCGAGGGAAGCACCACCCCGGUGAAGGAGGAAUUCGACAUCCCCGCCCCGCCCACCACGCCCAAAAAGGCAUCGCGCAAGGUCAAGGCCGAGAGGAAUGACCUCCUCAAGACUCCAAGCAAGAAGGAAGAGGCCGGAUCCAGCUCGGCCGCUCAGCGCUCGCCUAGGGAGCAGGCCCCGCUCGCUAGCGCUUGGCAGCCAGAGCACUGGGACGAUCUGAACUUUGCAAUCCUCAAGGUCGUUCAUGAUCAUGCUACCGAGCUGUACGACGCGAGCCCCUCGCUCGCUCCCUGGAGGAUCAAAGGCCGUCUGCUCGUCAAGCUCCGACAGCUCCUGAAGGAUGCACAGGGCGGAGACGUGGCGUCCAAGCGCUGGGACGUCGAGAUGAAACCCAACCGCACUAAGGCUUCUCCCAAGAAGCAGCCUUAG